AUCCGACAGUGUAGGGUGAGGGUGUGUCGCCCGGCGGCUCUGUGACGAACGCUGAUAUAUAGAUAAAGUGAUGGUUAUUACGCCCAAGUAAAUUGUGAUCCGAACCCAAUGAUAAUACAGUUUAAAAAGCACCGGAGAAAACUGUACUCUUUACCUUAGCCCUUCCUUAGACAGUGAUAUUUUCUCGCCAGUAAUACUACAAUUAUCAGUUAAUCAAAGUGUUGAGAAUCGGAGUUUUCUACACAACCUUGAAGAUGGGGCACUCGGUGUCUAAAACGCUUUUCUGCAUCGGAGGGAAGGAAGUCAAGGAACCUUCUACGAAGUCUUCUCCACGCUCCCUGACAACCGCCACGAUGGUGUCAGCCGAGGUGGCCACUGCCAACGGCGACGCGUCCAGUGCCUCCCUGAAUAGCGGCUCGCGAGCUCCUUCCAUCACCAUCUUGCACUUCAACGACGUGUACAAUGUGGAGGAGCAGAGUACCGAGCCGAAGGCGGGGGCUGCGCGGUUCAAGACGGCCCUGCAGAGCUUCGCCGACAAGGACCCGCUGGUCUUGUUCAGCGGGGACAUCCUUGCGCCCUCCAUCAUGAGCUCUUUCACGCAAGGGGAGCAGAUGGUGCCUGUUAUGAACCAUUUUGGGAUCCAUUGUGCCGUCUUUGGGAACCAUGACUUUGAUUUUGGCUUGGAGCGUCUAAUUGAUGUUGCCAGUCGCACAAACUUCCCCUGGCUGAUGAGCAAUGUGGAUGACAAUGAGACGGGCAAACCUCUGGCCGAUGGCAUUGUCUCGCAUGUCAUGGAGUGGCAUGGCUGGAAAAUUGGGCUGAUUGGCUUAGUCGAACAGGAAUGGUUAGAGACUCUAGCUACUAUCAAUGCUGAGCAAGUGACCUUCACAGACUAUGUGGAUAAAGGUAGAGAACUUGCCAACAUGCUCAAGAACCAGGGCUGUGACUAUGUUAUUGCAUUAACGCACAUGAGGACGCCCAAUGAUAUCAGACUAGCAGAAAAUGUAGAUGAAAUUGAUCUAAUCCUUGGUGGUCAUGACCAUGUGUAUGAGAUUCAGAAGGUUAAUGAUAAAAUCAUUCUGAAAAGUGGCACAGACUUCAGGGAAUUCUCAGUUGUUACACUAAAUGAGGAAGGAUCCUGCGUCGGAGUGGAUAUUCAGAAGAUCGAGGUUAACUCAAGUUUUGAACCUGAUUCGGACCUUAAGGAAGCAUUAUCGGAGUUUGAAGAUGUGGUGGGUGAGAAGAUGGAUGAACCUCUUGGCACAUUCAGUGUUGAUCUGGAUGGAAGGUUCUCCUCGAUCCGCACAUCGGAAACAAACCUUGGCAACUUUGUUUGUGAUAUAAUGAUGGCAGCUACCAAUGCCGAUGUGGCAAUUCUCAACUCUGGCACCCUAAGGUCUGACAGGAUCCAUUCAGCAGGGGAGUUCAAGAUGCGUGAUUUGAUGACGGUUUUACCCAUGUUAGAUCCACUUUUAGUAAUAGAAAUCACAGGAGAAAAACUGCUAGCGGCUCUUGAAAAUGGAGUCUCACAAUAUCCGAAGCUGGAGGGUCGUUUUCCCCAAGUUGCUGGCAUUCAAUUUGCUUUUGACCCUAAUGCUGAACCAGGAUCGAGGAUCAUCCGUGAUGUUGUCAAGGUUGGAGAUGAAUAUUUAGACCCUGCAGCUAAUUAUCGACUGGUUGUGAAAGCUUACAUGUACCAGGGACGAGAUGGGUAUCAAAUGCUGACAGAAUGUCCUAUUGUGCAAGAUGAAGAGCAGUGUCCCAUGCUAUCAACAGCUGUCCAGAACCACUUCACUGCCAUUAAAACUCGACUAGGCAAAUCACGACGCAACUCUACGCAUAGACAGUCUCUUGUCCUAUUGUCUAGAAGACACAGUCUCAUCCGGCAUGAUGAUGAGCUCCCCGCGGCUGCCAGACCCUCAUCACGGUCUUCCAUUGGUCGGUCAAUGUCCACAGAUUCUGCUCUGUCCACUGCCUCCUCAGGCUCUGUUCCCUCUGUCUCAGGCAGGCGGUCAAGAGGCAGUCUUUCCCGUCAGGAGAGCGUCCACGAGCUGGAAGACAUGGCGUGCAAGCUUACUCCGAAGGUUGAUGGCAGAAUACUUGUAGCUACUGAUGAGGUGGUGGAAAACCUGCGGCAGAAACUAGCACAAAGGAGUGUGUCGGUGAUUGAAGAAGAGGAUGAACCAGCAACACCACAAACUCCAAAGAAUCCAGAGACAUCCUUAGAGCAAUAAACUAUAUAGAUUAUAUUGUGUUAGGAAAUCAAUUAAUAAUGGCAUGAAUUUUUAAAGAAAUGAUUAUUACUAUGUCAUGGCUAUUAUAUCCACUGAAAGGAAGAUAUUAAAAGCAGCUGGCUGCAAGACAUUUCAUCUGUUCAUUGAGAGAGAGAAAGAAAAAUUCCCUUUAUUCAUGUGAAAUGUGUUUGUGAAGUUUAUUAACAUCUGAAUGGAAUUUAACCUUGUUAUUCUUUUAUUUUCUUCACAUCACAGUGUAAAGAGGAUUUUUAAACAAGAUUGGAUUAUGUUUUUUAUCAGUUAUUAUUAAGUGUUAUUUAAUUGAUGGUGGAAGAGCAAUCUGUAUUAUUACUGAGAGCUACUGAUAUUACAAGGAAGAUAUGAUUUAAUCAUUAUUCUGUCACUGGUAUGCUGUAUUACAAGAAACUGUCAUUGAGGUAUGGAAUGCCUGUUGUUGAAUUUUAUAUCAUAUAUGUAUAUGUAUAUUUAUAUGUAUAUGUAUAUGUAUUUGUAUUUGUAUUUGUAUUUGUAUUUGUAUAUGAAUACAUAUUCACAUAUAUGUUUAUUUGUUUGUGUAUUGAGAGAACAACAGUGGAAAGUGUGUUGAAAGCUACUUUUUUGAGCAUCAUGAUCUCAAGAACCUUCUUUCAUGUGUGCUAUUUUAACUCUAGAUUCUGUUUGAAAUGUUUACCAUAGUUUAUCAUAUCCGAAAUAUUGGUGUAUGGCAGUAUAUAUCUUUUUCAAAAAUCUAAAUUAAUGAAGUUAUUUGCUAUCAGAUUUGUCCACCAUCAAAAUUAUUUUUUGACAUUGAAAUUAUGUAUUGUCAUCUAACUACACUACAAAGAGAAAUAGUCCUAGAUAGUUCUCAUAGUUCUGUUAGCAAGUUCUUGUUGUUAUAAAAAAGGACCUCCCCUCCAUAACUACACAUAAUUAGUGGUAAAUUGAUUCAUAUUGAUAAUAGAAAGAGAAAAUCCAAAUAGACUCUUUAUCUUCUUAAAAUUUACAGUAGAAGGAAGAAGUGAGAAGUGUAUAUCCUAUAGUGCUGAGUUUGAAUGAAUAUGGUUAUCCAAUAUAUAUCUUAUAUUUUCUUUGCAUAGAAAUGAGAUUUUAAAUAGGAAUAUAUUUUGAUGUUUACAUCAUUAUACUUCAUGUUAUCAAUUUUAUUUUCAGAGGGCAAUAAUCAUUAUUAUAAAGGUUUUAACUAAUAGUAUAAGGCAUUCUAAAAACUGUGAUUACACAUUUUUGCAAUGUCCAAUAUGUAUAUGUAUAGAAGAAUUCAUAGGUUUAUCAAUAUUUAGAGACUUAGUGGAGUCUAAUGUUUUUACCUGAUGUUAUGGAAUUUUGGCCAAUGAUAAGGCCCAAAUACCCUAAUAUCUAGUCUUUAUCUAUGCAUUGGAAACGAAUGGAUUCCUGGCGCAAGUAUGGAAACUCUCAGUGUUGUCGAUACAUAUAGUGCUACCACUGUAAUGAUAUAUGUUUUAAGUUUACUGUGGUUGACAUCUCCCUUCCAUUUUCUUUACGUUUUUUUAUGGUGCUAAAUAUGCGAUAUGAAAAAGGAGUUUAAAAUUACAAAUUUUCUUCUGUAACUUAACUUUCAGUACCUUGUAUUUUUGUAUUCCAUGUACCUUCUAGUUUUUCUCAUAUAGAAAUCCAUCUACCUAAUGAGUAUCUAGUGAUAUUGUACAUACUGAAUGACAGUAUUUAACUAAGUAUUCAUAACUCAAACAGGUUCAGUAUUUAUCAAUUAAGUUGACUAUUUUGUUUCUUUUCAUUUGGAACUCCACUUUUCUUUGUAUAAUGUGGAAAAAAAUGCUUAUUUACUGUUAUUUCUACUUGUUUCCAAGUUGAUAUAUAAUGCUCUAGUACAUAUAUAUAUAUAUUCAUAGUUUGUAUAGUUCUUCCCAGUGUCUGAUAGUUGGAAAAAGCCAUAUAUUUGGUAAAAGAAAUAAUAUUUCACUUUCUUUCAUGUAUGUUUCAAAUAAUCUUCUGUUUUUCUUAUGUGUCCUAGAUAAUAAACUAUGCUUCUCAAGACCUUACAAUUGCAAGGUCAUGCUUUGUAUUUCUUCCAUCUAGGAAGAUAUCUUUAGUGAAACUCUUUUUAUGCAACUUCCUAGUAAGAGUUUCAUUGCAAAGCAUAUCUUGGUGAGAACUUCUGCUGCAAGUUGAUAUUUAAAAAUCUUGCUUAAUAUAUAUCUAAAUAUUUGUUUCUGAAGUAGAUACUUUUAGGAAGAGCAAUGAAGAACACAUUGCAGAGUUUGUUUUGGGCCAACCAGGAACAAAAUGCUAGCAAAAUUAUUAAUAGCUGAAGUGAUGAAUGGAAUAUUUUUAUAUAAUUUCUGGAGGAUUAGGCAGGAUCUAGCUCUUUGCUUUUCAUUUCUUAUGUUUAUAGAAAUCUAAAUGAUGACAUGAAUUGUUGAUCUUUGUGUUAUUACUUUUAUGACUUUUAAAGAUAUCAAACAAUACCAUGAUAAUAGUGAUAAUGAUUCUCAUUACUAUUUUUUUUUUACUAUCUUUUCACAAGCAAAGCUUUUGUUAGCCAAAAUAAAUUCACUUUUUAUUAAUGCAUUUUGGGUUAUAAUACUGUGAAUCUAGCGAUAUAUAUUUCUUUAAAGUUAUUUUCCAUAGAAAAUAAUUUAAAGGAAAAUCCUAAGUAAUUUUAAGGAAGAAUUAUUUUUUUUUCUGAUAUCUGAUCACAUCUUGAAUAAAAAAUGUUGGAAUGUAUAGUUUAUUAGGUACAUUAUUGCUAUUAUUACUAUUUUUAUAUUUCCACUUAUAUAUAGGUUGUCUUUUAUUAAAAUAUACAUAUUCAUUAU
This is a messenger RNA of Penaeus chinensis, 5047 nucleotides long. Its product is annotated as 5'-nucleotidase-like. The transcript is spliced from 14 exons. Gene Ontology annotation, biological process: nucleotide catabolic process. The record is from RefSeq and is a predicted model, not a curated record. The coding region runs from base 255 to 2234 and encodes 659 amino acids. Gene Ontology annotation, molecular function: hydrolase activity. Lineage: Eukaryota; Metazoa; Arthropoda; Malacostraca; Decapoda; Penaeidae.